This is a messenger RNA of Peniophora sp. CBMAI 1063, 3627 nucleotides long. The record is from the annotation of a GenBank genome assembly. NCBI's taxonomy places the organism in Eukaryota, Fungi, Basidiomycota, Agaricomycetes, Russulales, Peniophoraceae.
AUGCCGCCGCACGGGAAGGGCCUGCCUCCCCGAAAGACUGUACGAUGCAAGUUCUUCAACGACGACGGCGAACCCAUAUCUGGCGGCUGCAACAGGAGUGCUGCAGCCUGUCUGUUCGUCCACCCAGACGAACCACAGUGGACUGACGCUGAGAAGAGGCUGAACCCGGGCGUGGAAAUGGCGUCUCGAGGAAGGCGAUACAGCAAUAACAGCAGCAACUAUCGCAGCGGCAGGCCGCUCUCCCGCUCUCGCUCGCGCUCUCCACUCUCGCGCUCGCCGUCUCCGGCUCAUCGCAGCCGCUUGCCGGGUCCGUCCAGCCGACGACGACGAUCACCCACCCCGCCGCGGCGUCCUGGCGAUCGGAGUCGGAGUCCGCAGGGCGAUUAUUACGAUGGUCGCUUCGCAAGGAGAGUCGAGCGGGACAGGGGGUACGGUCGUCAGAGCCCAACUCGCAGCGCACGCGCCUCGAGCCCGUCACACAGCAGUGCACGCGCCACCAGCCCGCCCACGCCCCGCCAGCGACCCCCACAGGCGCAGGCAGGCCCGAGCAGAGCGCCCAUGUCACCUGUCCAGGUCCAGCCGGCCAGGUCAGACACGAUGGCGGUCGACCCCGCGCCUGCCACGCCCACGGCGCCCGCCACGCUUAGACCCGGACCACCACCACAACGCGCUUCAGGAUCGCUAGGUGGAAUGGGUCCACCACCACCACCACCUCCUCCUUCAUCAAUGCCGCCACCUCCUCCACCUUCAUUGCCACCUUUCGCGCCGAACCCGUUUAAGGUGCCGCUGCCGCCGCCUCAGAUGGUCGGUGACCGCUUGAUGACGGAGAAGGAGAAGGUGGACAUCUGGGAUAAGCGUAUUGCAUUGGCCGCAGACGCGCUGGUAUUACGUCGAGAGGCCAAUAAACUACUGGAAGACCUCCAACAAGCCGAAGCACUUUCGUCUACUAGCCCUGCAGUCGCCGAAGCUGCCCAGCGCCUCGGUGAACGCAAGAAACAGGUAGACGAAGAGUUGCGCAAGAAGAUCGAGCUGCUCAAUCGAGAGCACUUUUGGCCUAUCACGAAGGAGGUCGAUGUCGAGAAGCUGCAGAAAGAGUUUGAAGGGAUGGGAGAGAAGGCGGUGGAGGUGCAGGAGAAGCUGGCAGAGUUCGAGACAUUGUUGAGGGAGGUGAUGAGGAAGGAUGCACAGUUGAGAGGGGAGGGCGAAGGAGAUGGCCAUGGAGGUGGAAGGGCGAGGAAGAGAAGGAGGAUCGAGGAUAGUGAAGAUGGGGAGGUUGGUAGCGACGACGAAGAGGUGGCGAGGGAGAAGGAGUUGAUUGUAGAGGCGGAGAAACAUCUGGAAGUGUUGUAUACGGGCAUACGCGCUCAGAUGGAUGAUCUGAAAGAGUCAGUGGCGCAGGAAGCCCGAGAUGCGAAGGAGGAAGUGUUGGCCAAGAUCGACGAUUCCGUCGCGGACAUCCUUGCUUCUUUCCAAGCAGAGGAGGGCGAAGAGGGUGGCCUCGUCUUUCGUGCCGAGCCUGGUCCACUCGCGAUGGCACGCCUGGAGCGAGAAGAGAGUCGGCAGCAGGGCUUCGAGAAUGACCUUCGAGUCUUGAGGGAGGAGCAUGAGGAGCUUAUUCGAAUGAAAGACGAGAAGAUUGCCGAGCAGGAGGCGGAGAUCGCACAGUUGCGGGCGUUGCUAGAAGAAGUCACUAUAGGCUACGAGCGCGAUAAAGCAGAGACCGAAGCUCUCGUCGCUGCAUCGGAAACGCACGCCGCCGCACUGGAACAACGCCUCGCGAAUCCACCUCAAAGAGCGCCGAUCCCUGACGCCAUGACCAUUCUCGAUAGUCUUCCGACGUCUCUUGAUGAGAUGGUCAUGGCAAAGCUACACCCUCUCAUGGUCGAAGCAAACGAAUCGACGCGCAAGAAACUCGAAGCACACUCCAAGUCCGUACAGGAGAAGAUUGUAUCGACUGUCAUCGAGGGCGCCCGAGUUGCGCACGUACUCGUGAACUAUCUGAAUGCAAAGGAUCGCGAGGGAUUGCAAGCAGUGCUUGAGAGCAUGACAGCGCAGGAAGGCAAGAAUGGCGCGAGGGCAAUACAGCCCUCAUCGUCGGCGGCCAAGCCUGGGUCAAUGCUGCCUCCACCUCGACCGGUGUCCUCAAUCUCAGUACCUCAGAAGAUGCCUCCUACGGGCGCUUCACAACUUCCGCAAGGCAUGACCAACGGCUGGCCGGAGAGCGUGGGACACCAAGUCCCCGCACCGGGCCCGCAACAUGCGUACUCGCAGUGGACCAGUAUCCAGCAAAAUCAGGGAGUAGGAACACCAGGUCAGACUCCUCUGCCACACGUCCAGGGAAUCUCGAAGGCUUAUUCUCAGGCGGAUUUUGUGCAGGGCCACGCGUCGUUGAUGGAGCUCAUGCAGGCGGCUCGGCGUGAUACGGCCACUACGCCCUCAAGCUCGGAUGCUGCCACCUCCUUCGCCUCUCCUUCUGUUAACGCAGAGGGUACCCGCUCUCGAUCUCGGCCUCUUGAUGUACCAAUGGACAUUGAUUCUUCCUCUGCACCUCUCGCCACGUCUCAACCUGCAAACGGCAUACACACGCCUCAUCUUGAUUCUUCCACAUCCACCUCCGCCGCGCCACCCCUAUCCACAUCGCCUCUUGCAAAUACCUCGUCUACAGUAAAACCUACUGCUAAUACACACCCACCGACGGGUGCUUUGCCAACAUCAACUCGGUCCGAACCUAUUACACCAUCCACUACUCAUACCACAGCGAGCCGUACUCUCGCGGCGCCGACACCUCUAGUCCCACCGCCUGUCGCUAUCGCCUCACAACGUUCGCGCUCCAGGUCUGUUUCGCCGCCACCUUCACCACCAUCUGGUAUCCAACCAUCAUCCGUCUCUUCGGCCAACGCACCGGCACCCGUUCCCAAGCGCUCUUCACCCUCGUUGACCGUGACGCCGGCGCCGGCGUCUAGCUCCGGGCCCUCCGUGCAGCGAAAGCAAAGUGGCGCUGCACCGAACCCAACUUUCGCACUGGGAAAGACUCAUGCAACGAAGACGGCCGAGCCAAAGCAUCCCCCGGCUACGACAGCUGUACCGAGAGCCGCUUCUCAAGCAAUAGCGCAGCCGGCUUCGGCCCCAGCUAGGGCGCACUCCUUUCCUACUGGGUCUCAACCCGCGCGUCGUACCCCACCCGACACCGCUGGGUCAGCCGUCGCUGCAGCGUACGGCGCACGUCGCACGAGCAUGAGCGGCCGCGAGUCCGAUCAAAGUCGCAAAGAGCAAGAGCCGCCGGCGUCUGCACCUCCUGGAUCUAGUCUACGUCGGGAGGCAUGGCCUCCUCCGGGCGAACGCGCUCGUCGUCCUUCGGGGCCGGAGACUCAUGCCGUGCCUGAGGUCCUGCCGCCGCUUCGACUGGGAAACAACGGGUUUGUGCCGGACGAGCGCAGAGCAAGUGCGACUUCGCCCUCCGUUGGAACAAUGCCGCGGACUGCGGGGCUCCCGCCGGCACCGAGAUUGGUUUCUUCGACGUCGCGCGAAGGCACUGCUCCUCAGGCUGAACGAGGGAGGGAAAAUCAGGCUGCUCCUUCGAGGUAUAGGCGGCGAGACGCGUACUCUGCGUCGCCGAAUUGGGAUUGA